GUCAUCAUUGUCAAUGUGAUAAGCGAACGCGACAGAAGCGAAAGUACCUUCAGUUUUUGAUCAUGUUCUAGCUGAGAAGUUUUGUGCGUGCGUGCGUGCGAGUACGAUAAAUUCCUGCAGGAUUAAACCGACGAGUAUACGCGAUUCCCGCAUAUCAGCUAUUAGUAGCGUGCAAGGCUCGCCGUACCGCGUGUGUUUGCUGGAAACUGGAAUUGAAUAAUUCAGCAGUGGAGAACGAUUUCUCUGAAAGCAGUCCUCUCGAUGGAAAAUUGAUGAAAACCUUAAGUGGUGGAAAAAUUAUAGGUCACUCACAUUCUCACGUUUCGUAUAGUCUCACCCUUUCUGACAUUAGUCUGGAUGCUCUAGUUCGAUGUAGCCCCUUCUCAUUCGAACCACCCAGAGCAAGGAUAUUCCAAACGAAUCUUACUGUGUUCCUUCCGUACGAUAUCGAUUAUUUCACUCGUAAUAAUCGUGGCGAGCGUUUUUAGCGUGCUUUAAUACUUGCCAGCAGCAUGUGAUCAGUUUUCGGAAACCGGACCAGUUUUAUACACGGUGAUGGGGGUGUGCCCCCUGACGGGAGAUGCAACCACCCCAACGUUACAUACCGUCAGUUUCUGAUUUAUAUGGUACAGACGAAAUAGAGUUCCUACUGGACGAAAUACGGGAUCUCGAGCCGGCCUGCUGUCAGCUAGAGGACAUUCAAGAUUUUGAGAUAGCUGGCAGCAGAGCGGGAGAGCUAUCGAUCUCACUCGAAUCGCCUCUUGGCACCUGUACGUCCUGGGACUCGCACGCACAUUACCGUCAAAGGAUAGGGAACACACCGUUACCGUGGGGCGUUGCACUGCACUGCGACGCCUCACAUCUGACCAGUCCCACUGGGAUCGUGAGGAUACUACUGGUGAUAUCAUCGGCAGCAUGCCUCGCCUGUGAAUGCUCGGCUGGUACCGUGCAGGUCGGAUUGUUUUUACUGCCAUUGAUUGGACGACUAAGGUUGAUGGUAUUUUGCGCUCUGUUUUCGUUGUUGAUAACUUGUUUGAUGUUAUUCCUGGAUAUAUCACAUAUAGCAUUGAUGUUUCCUUUCAACUGGGGAAAAUUGAAUGCAUGGAUGUACCUGACAAUCGGUUUAUUAUUCCUUGUUGGCUCAUCGCUACUAAUCCACAUGGUGUUUUUCGCUGAGGAAUUCAUGUGGGUGCCAAAGCACACAAAAGACACACUGUUCAUAUCAGCAAUACUUGGUUAUGUAUGUUCCAUCGAAGCUGCGAUCAUAGCUGCUCUCACGAGAUGUCCCUCCCAGUACCGACAUGUGAUUGACGAUUACAGUGACAUGUGCUUGGAAGAGCGUGAACUGAGUCCUAUUUGUAGUCACGAGCUAACUAAUAACGUAAAUAACGCUACCACUGACAUCAAUAACGCAACUGCUGCUAGCGUCAACGAACUAUCGAAUCACCGAAAUUAUAACAACAAAGUCGAUGCGGGUGAUAGUACGAUACCAACGUGCAAUCAGAAACCUUAUAUACCAGUGAAACGUCCCGACCAAUCAUAUAAUCAACGCCCUACCUUAGGUAAUAUGCAAAAAUCAAAUCAUCGUAAUCGUCAGGGUUACCACUACCAACCAAUAGCCUCAACGUCACGGCAAAGUCCCACAUUCGUCCUGGAUGACGAAGCCAUUCCGGGGCCCUCAAAUCGAUCCCCUGACUAUUCUAGCGCGUGAUAAUGGAGGCACUUGUCCACAGUUAUGGAUGUGUUUUAUUUCUUAUCGAUAAAUAAAACGUUCUUCAAAACUUACCUAGCUGUACUUUGAAUAUGCGAUUUCAGUAUAGUGUCGCAGGAAAAUUCACAGAGCUAGAUAUAUUUUUCGAAACUUGUCACAUUUGUUGAAGUCUUCUAAAGAACGACAAACGAGACAGAUUACCGUGCUGCGUAUGUCCUCGCGUAGGUUUAAUUUAGUUUAAUUUACAUGUUUAUUUCCGCUAGGGACACGAAACAAAAAAGGUUCUAAAAUUAAAAUGAAGGAAAACCAUAGCUUUGAACGAAGCGAUCGGUAUAUAAUGUAUUGAACAAAUCAAGUCCCUUUUGUACAUACCAAAAUUUUCUAUUAGAAUCAUUAGCGUUCACAGAGAACGAACAAAAGUCGGUAGUAAAGCCGAGGUAGGAGAAGUAGGAGAAUGAAACAAUAAAAAGUAUAAAUUAUAUUAAUUUAGCAAACCAAAAGAUUUCGUCAAGUAAUAAAUUGAUCAUUCAAAAGUAAUAAAAGUAAGCAAAAGUGUAACCAAUUUUGGAUAACCAGUUAUUUAAAGUAAAUUGUGAAGAAACAUAGAAACGGUAUAAUUUCGUAAAGCAUUUAUAUUAUAUAAACAGACUAGUAACAGGUUUUUAAAAAUUAUAACGAUGUAGAUACUAUAGAUAAGAUCGAUUUACGCCUGCAAAAAUCAUUGGCUAAGCGAAACAUACAAUAAAACGGCGUUUGCAUGUUGGUAAUUGUGAACGCAAAAAAAAAACGAAAUCUGUCGGACAUGACAUAAGUUGAAUAACUUUUUCGACUUCACUUAGCCUUUAAGAUGCAAGAAUGAAUUUGAUUUCAUUUUUAAUAAUUUGGCUGAGUGAAUUUCCUCAGUUGUACUAUUUUGAAUAAUGCAAUUUUUUCUUGUUGUUGAUCUCAAACAAUGUUAUGACAUGAUUUUCCUUUUGACUGGCACAGUGGGUUAAUAAGCUGCUAUUCCUUUUUGUCACAAAAAAAUAGUUCGACUAAUGAAAUUUGUCAUGCUGGAAUGAAUUCAUCAGAAUUGUUAAAGAUAAAAUUCGACCGCGCUUCGAAAAAAUAAACAAACUUCAGUUUAUACGCUUAAUAAUGCACCAAAAAGAAUCACCAUUGAACUGGUCUGUUAUGGUACUGAAUGCGUGAAGAUUAACACGAAUCAAACGAACUUCGAAAUUCAAAAAAUAAGGAAUAUAAAUCUAUGAACCAGUAUACAAAAGUUCAGAACUGGAGCUUAAAUACGCGUUGGUUGCACACUAAUGCAAGCAUGAUAUUGAUCAACUUUGUACUAGGCGUGUAGCAAUUCCCAACCCCGCACAAAGGUCUAGAAAAUUUUGCUGACUCGGAGGCGAAUGACUAGAAGAUUAAAGCCUAUUGGAAAUCUAACGCAAAACUUAUUUAACCUUACGCGCCCUCUACGUUUCAUUGUUAGGAUGACGAUUGAAUUUUACAUGGGUUCUUAAGAGGAACUCAUAUAGUUUCAAUUAUAUUGUAGAAUUUUAGGAUCUGUUACAAGAACUGGAUUUCAUUUGGAAAUGCAAGAAAAUAAUUUUCUUGUAUUUCGUGUAAUCUAUUUUAAUUUUAUAAGUUCUCUAUUGACUUUUAUUGACAUUACUCAAACACUCUAUUGACAUUACUCAAACACUCGUAACCCACUACAUUUUGUCGAGCCGCAUCUGUCCGGUAAUCUGCCCGUUUUAUUUUAUUGGGAUUAGGUAAAAUGCAUCGCUUGAUUUUCCAACCCGUUCACUGAAAUGUUUAGUAAAGGAAAAUGACAAGUCAUUGAAUUUUUCAGUGACGUUUUGACAAUUAAGAAUUGAAGAUCGUUCUGCAAAAUUUCAGCUUGAACUGUUCGAGUUGGUUUCCAUGUAUCUGUAACCAUACAGCUGACAUUCAUGAACCCGCGUCCAAACAACAAGCAUGUCUAUUAGCAGGGGGUGAUUUACUCUAAGCUUUGUCUAAUCCCGAUUUCUAACAAUAAAGGUUUAGCUGACGACACGACCAGGCACUCCGAAGAAAAAUCAGCAUUAAAACUGUUCGCUAACGAUUCACCGCCAGUUACCAUAAAUCUAGCGACCCCUUGUAAAUGAUAAAAAUAAUCUUCUCGAGCAACACUGUUUAAGUUGCUAUGGACUAGUUACCAAGGAACCCCAAAACAAAUAAACAUGUUUUGAAAGCGGUGGAAUAGUUCUAUUAGUAUUAAACUUUGUCCAAAUUAAGCAGAAAUGCAUUUAAAUGGACUCGAUUUUCGGAAUUUAAUCGAAACUAUGGAUGAAACCAACGAACGAGGACAAUGAUCUGCUUCCAGCGAUUCAUCCGUACACUUCAACUGCUAGCUUUUCUGGGCAGUAGGAUUCGGUGUAAUAUGCCGGUGUCAAAAUUGUUUUGUGUCGGUUGAUUGCGCAGCAGUGGAAACAGUAUUUCACUUUGUUGGCCACUAUUCGAGGAUUACUAGUGGAAUUCCACGAAGAAAUCAUUUUACCGUACGUUAUGCAGGUACCGCAGAGCACUAGCUUCGCUCAGCUCGUUGUCGGUCAUUUCCAUGUCUUCCUUCUCACACAACGGUUCCAAGUCAAGACCUGAAUUUUGAACUUGGCUUUAUAAAAGACAUAACUCAUACUCCUCAAUUUUUACAUUCCGCUCGAGUCAGGUAAAUCCAUGAAAAUGUUCCGUAAUAUAAUAACCGAUCUGAAAUUUAUUUUGUUUACAUUAAUCUUGCCUUCGAUAUGCAGUAACCAAGGUUAUGGUGACUGUGAUUCAAAAUCAAUAAAUAUAUCAACUUGUGCUGCCAGUUUAAAAAAAUUCACUAGCGUUUUCGAUUUGACAUUUCCAGUUACUGAGGGGUAGUUAAAUUUACGAUACAGUUUUGAUAGACGAGUGGCAGGUCGUGUCGUCGGUUUAGCAGCUUUGUGAACAGUUGGAAGGAAUUGUGUGGUAUGAGCUGGUUUAGAAAAGUCCAAAAAGGAUGAUCAGGUUUAUGGUAGUUUAAAUGGGAUUGUAAAGGAUUAGAUGAGAUGGUUUCAGAUAUAUUAGUCUGAGGUUUUCCAGAGCUUAGAGUCUUCUCCAUUCUUGUCGAUUCUUGUAAGCUUGUAAAAAUUCCCGGGCAAGCAAGAAAACUCAAUUCAAACCAUAAUUUUCAAUCCAUUCUUUCUAAUAAUUCCAUCGAUCAUUUCGAGCAAUCCGGCUACCAUUUAUAUGUCAUAUUUUCUCCAACUUAUUUUGGCACAACAUUUAUGUUUUGUUUUGAUUCCUCCGAGCACUCACGUCGUUUUUCUUUUUUAAUUUUUGAUUUUCAAACUGCUUGAAAUUAUGACAGCAACACUGGUAAAGUAUAAAUUCCAAGCAGUUACAAUUUUCCAAAAUCGCACUUAUUCCACAUUUCUCUUCAUUAUUCAUCAAGACAGCUGUCGUUCUAACUCAAUCCCAAUUAUUCCAAUAAUUGGCAGAAUUAUUCUAGCAUCAAGUCUCGGAGUGUGGAAUUUGCGUUUGUCAAAUAAUAAUAUAAUUAUGUUUUAUGAUCCCUUGCCAUGCAAAACUGUGACCUAUUUUUUAAAUUUUGCAUUGAGAAUUGAAUCGGAUAAUGUGGUGUUACCCGGAAGUUUUUCAAUCAAGUGAGAUAAGGCACAAAUCACAGAAAACAGACAUGUGGAAUCGUAUGUGAAAUGAGUGUAACAAUUUGAAUGAACUGCUUGGCGAGCACUUGCAAGUGUCGCUGUGAUCGCAACUAUGUUAAAUGCUGCAGUCCUAUCACGAUAAAUUUUUGUUUUGGGGCAGGUUGGCAGUCUUUGCAUUGCAACGGUCAUAUUUCACCAAAAAAUCAAAUUUAUGAGUUUUUAUAGAGUUUAUUAUGCACAAUAAACAAAAUAAUAGUAACCAAUAAAGCAAUUGAUGAAGAAAAGUCUCGAGUAAAGCUUACUACGAUUGACGACAUAUUUUGCCAUGUUAUUUUUUGUAUUACAGACGAUAGAGCAUGGAAACGAAAAAUAAUAAAAACUAGUCCAAUUUGGUGAAAUUUGUUUUCUAUGUGCUCAAAUACUUGAAGUCAGUAACCUAAUGUCAAGACAUCGGUACAGGUAUCAAUGUAAAACUGGAAAACAAUGUUUACAUGAUUCACAGAAUAAAUUAACGACAGUGAUAAUACUCGUUUUCUUAUGUCGCUUUUGCUUGACGCCAAACCUAACCAAGUUUCCAUCCUAACUGCUGUCAAACCGUUUGUUUGAAGCCGGUUUCGAACCUGGUUUUUAUAUCGGGGUUGCUAGGUGCGAAUCGAACACAGUUUCGUGAAAAGUGUUUGUUUGAUGAAACUACCCUGGGUCAAUUUCAGUGUUCUAAAGCGAAAACGACAUUAGUAUGCUAGAUUAUCUAUGCUGAUAGCAUGCGAAUAGAAGUGUGUUCUUGAAAGUAAGAAGAACUUUGGAGCUUCCUAAAAGCCUAAGCCCAACGUUAUAUAAUUAGAAAGCUGUGCGGCAUUGUUUCUAGAUUGCUUUUCUAAAAUGUAGGGAUUUUUUUUAAAUCAAACUGUUUGAGAACAACAUGGUUCUACUUAAAGGAUUCCUGUAGUAUAUCUGUAUCUCAUAGAUUAGUAGUCAAAGGAAACGCUUCAAUACUUCCUAUUCAAGUAAUAUAUGCCUCAUCCGUCCCAGUGAAAACACUUUUAUAAAAUCAUUAUUAGUUUAGUUGGUAUUUUUGUCGAUAUUCAAAAUAUUCCACCAGAACAAGCUAAAGUACGUAACUGAGUCAGUUUUAGAGUAUUUUGUAUGCCGUCCAUAUUGAGAGCGUUAAGCGUGAAUGUAACAAACAGAAGAAAAGUAAAUAAUGAAUUCAAAGCACAGACUAACAGACAGGACACUCAAAUUAGAUUCUUCAAUCAUUUUAACUGUCAUUUCGAAUAUUCCUUUAUUUGGGACAGUACUCACAUGUGUCAUGAUGGCGCCACGUUACCCUAUCAAAAACAUCCUGUCUGUCAUCUAGACUGUGUUUAUUUUUUUCAUUUACCAACGGAGUUGCCAUUUAUACAGAAUUACCUGUAAUGUAUUGAUAUGUAUUUGCAUUUGUAUGCGAAUUUCAUGCAGGAUACAGAUUUAAUACAUAUUGCCAAAACUAUAUACAAAAUUGUGCCUACCUCUCAUCCUUCAACGCAAUACAAAAUCGAACCCGUUUAGUGGCAAUAUUUACUUGCUUCUGAUCUGCCGCCACUUAAUUUCGGGUGAAAAUUACCAACACAAUAAAAAAUAGUCUAGAUGAACAAUGUUGAGAAAAAUAAAUGGUUACCUUCCAACAUCGCUAAAAAGUUUAAUAUAUUAUUAACGUAAUAUAAUAAUUUACUGUGACGAUUCAUUUCCAAAUAUUAUGAUGCAAUCAGGCAUCCCUGCAAGCAGCUGAUCGGUGUUGACAAACGAGGGGGAACCAACUAGUAAAUUAACUUUUACAUAACACAAGGGGUGUACCGAUAGUAAAUAGUUCGCGCAGUAUAAUAUAGGUGGAACUAGUGCAUCACGAAAAAUUAUUUUUUAUAAGAAUUUACUCAUACUGUCAUGUCUGUUAGUCUGUGUUCAAAGUUCGGAACAGACGAUUCGUCUGAUCUGCCCACUGCUUAUCCCAUCAUACAAAGUUUAAUUGGGAAAUGGAGCACAUCGAUUGGUUGGACAAUAAAUAGGCUUCGUACUGUUCUUGAUAUCUUAAAUUUGUGUAAUACUGAUUUAAUUUUGAAAAUGUCGACAUAAAUGACAAUAAAUAGAUUGCAGAAAAUGGAAAAUGCUGCCAUGCUUAACAAGCCCACUGUGCUGUUUUGGUUCGAAGAAAGCAUGUGAAUGCACAUACCUAAAGACUCGAUAUAUGACAUUUAUCUAGAAGAAAAACAAAAUACUUUUUAGUUACUCCAUUUCAUAAACAACCAAAUAGUAUUAAGAAGAUCCCGAACGAGUGUUUCUACCUAUUCAAACGGAUAGUAUUACUUUUACAAGUUAUAUUUUUCCUAAUUGUAUUAACUCUUUGCUAACAAUCCCUUACAUGGAUCCAUGUUUAAUAUCACUGGCUUUGCAACAGUUGAAAAUGCGAAGUUUACUAACUACUGAGAUGGGUUUCGCAUGCUUUUUUAUUGUCUUGGGUGCAAAAUGCUAAUCGAUACAACCAUUCCUCAGGAACAGUUCGAUCACAACAUCAUACGAUUUUACAAUCAAAUGCACUAAAUCCAUUUCAACUAGACAGCAAAGUAAAUGUCUUGAAAGUGGCGGUUAACACCGUGCGGGAACUGCCUUCAAAACGCACAAUGGCUUAUUUUAUGAUCUGUAAAUUAUGAAGAACCUUGACCUAAAAUGGCACUGUUGCGGUAAUCUGAUAGUUACUGCACAAUCCAUCUAUUGUUAGUAAAUUUUGCAAGUGAAGUUAGGUACCAUUUAAGAAUAUCAUUUUCCGACAUGCGGAAUAUAUUUUCAUUGUUUCUUGAGGUCAGUGCAUUUUCCCUUUGCCGCAAACAGAAAUAUUUAAAAAAAAGAAGGCUUUAACACGAAAGUGACGAAUGAUUAGUAAAUUAGAAGUAUAAUGGUACAUUCUAGCAUACAAAAUGCCGUUCGUUUCGUCGAAGAAAACAUUAACAGAACGGUAAAUUAGUUUUGGCGAGCACCUACUCUAUGGAUGUAAAUAUAGGUUUUAGAUAGAUUUGAAGAAGGUUGUAGAAGAAUUUAUAUGACUUCAAGAAAAAAAAUAACAUACCAAUAAAUAGAAAGAACUACUGCCAAAGAAUUAUCCUGAAACGAUAGUCGUCUUUAGUGAUAGUAAUGAAAAUUGUAAGCAACAACCAACAAAACAAACAUGAUUUUAUCAAAAACUCAACUGUAGCAUUUACUAGUAUUAAUACUAAACCUUGAUUUAUUCUAUGUUAUGUCUAGACAUUAUUUUAUAUUCGCUGACGAAAAUCCCAAAUCGUAACGCAAAUCCAAUUUGCUUUUGGCACUGGCACAAACUUCUUCAAAAUAUUUUGAUAUAGUUUUGCAUCAAAUAAAUUUGCGUAAGAGAACAACGGAAAGACAAACAUUGAAUUAUCGUUUCACAAAGAAGAAAGAAGAAAAAACGAAUAUUUAAUGAGAAUCUAAGCAGACCUAAAAUCCAUUUUAUAUACCAUGAUUUUACAGGGUACUGAAAAAAUUCCGUUUCAAAUGUGAUUUGAACAUUUAUACUACUGUAAGUAAAUAAAACCGAAAAUCAUUAGAAAUCGAUCAUAUUUACGGUUGAUAGGAAAAACACACGCGUUAUUUAUUCGAACUAUAGUGAUGGACGAAUAGUAAAGCGACAAUUUGAAAACAGGAAACCAGUUCAAUAUUUAAACAUUAUAAGGUUUUGACAAACGGUGUAGAUAGAAUUGUUAUAUAUGAAAUGAAGACAGUAUCGUACUUGAAUAAACAAUACGAACGACGACAUUGACGAACGAUAAGUGUUUGUUGCAAAAUCAAAAACCUAAUUGUAUAAAAGAGGGUCAUUUCAUGCAAGCUUGUGAUGGAAACAAACAAAUGAAUACGAUUUUAGUAAGAACAAGGUUGGCAUCGAUACACUGCAAUUGUUUCAGCAUUAUAAUGAAAAUAGGCUUUCUUUUCCCCUUGUCCAUUCCAUUCCGAACUGUCGAUAUUCCCUAGAAAGUGCAAGUGCUAUCAAAUCUGUACAGUUCUUUUCUCCCAUUGUUAAUAGAUUCCAUCUGAUACUUUCAAAAAAAAAAGUAAUAAUAGUGUAAAGUGCCUGAUUUAGACAAUAUUGUCGCUCCAAAGCCCUGAAAUUUAUUCUGCUACUUUCCAAUUUGCACAGUAUUCAAACACAAAUGAUCUCCAUAUAAGUCUAUAGUACUCACUCGAUAGGCACAAGCUUUCUAGGUAAUAUUUUAUCAUUUGAUAAUUUAAAAUAUAAUAUAGCAGAUUUUCCUUCCUUCACAAUCAAUCUUAUAAAGCAUCACACCCCAAAUGAAUAACUUUAUCACUUGCUCCAUUAGAUAUCACUUACAUAGGAAGAUGAUCACACCAUUUGGCUCACGUGUUAAAUAACCGGAAUCGAAAUCGAAAUCGAAAUUUUGAACGGAACAAAGUUCACGGUAGUGUGUAAACGGAGGUGUUAACAAAAACAAACGUAUAGCAGAAAUAUUUUAACUUAAAAGAGCAAACAAACGAAACAAAAUCAUUGUAAAAAUAGACAAUUCAACAUUCCCAAAAUAAAUGUUGUUUCAUUUAAUAA
Malaya genurostris is the source of this 9970-nucleotide messenger RNA. RefSeq lists its product as uncharacterized. The record is from RefSeq and is a predicted model, not a curated record. The transcript has 8 exons. Bases 581 to 1711 code for a protein of 376 amino acids. NCBI's taxonomy places the organism in Eukaryota, Metazoa, Arthropoda, Insecta, Diptera, Culicidae.